Molecule: messenger RNA, 2508 nt
Organism: Lactuca saligna
Lineage: Eukaryota; Viridiplantae; Streptophyta; Magnoliopsida; Asterales; Asteraceae
Source: the annotation of a GenBank genome assembly
AUGAAAGAUGUCGAAAGUGAUGGUGUUCCUAAAACUCGUCAUUCAGGUCGACUUGAAGGUAAGGGAGGAGUCGGUUUAAAAGUAACCAUGCCAACUUAUGAAGAGUUACAAGUUGCACACUUAGUGGUCCUAAAACACAUGAAAUGUCUUACUCCAUACAUUGAUGAACACAUGGACAUGUUGAAGUCGAAAUACCCGGGCAAGGAACAAAUGUGGUACAUAAACAAUCAUAAUAAAGAGUUUUCAAGGUGGCUGAAAAAUAAGGUUAUAAAAAUGGAUGAGGUAAGACCAAUAACAAAAAAAAGAGGUCAACGUGGUAUUGCUGCAUUCAAGAAAAAUUAUCGACCUGAAGAGUAUAAUGUUAAAUUCAAUGAGAAUAAUAUCCCAAAUGGUGGCAUGUCAACCCAAUUUAUGUCUUGGUUUGGCAUGAAUGUUCAACAUAGGUUUCCGAUAGAUGAAGAUCCGGGUAAAGUUAAAGAUAAAUAUUUUGAAGAUUUAUGGUUGGAAGCUAAGCAAUGGAAUAUCGAGUCUGAUGACAUGAAAGAUUAUAUGAAGAGGAGAGCUGUUAAACUUGCAUCAAAUUUUAAAUCAAGGCUAGUUUCAAAAUUUGUAAAUAAUGAAUUAGAUGCAUGUGCUGUAUAUACCUUUAUACCUCGCGAUGUUUGGGAUAGAUUCGUUGCACAAAAAACUACCCCUGAGUUUUUGGCAAAAAGUGCAAAAGCUAAAAAAAAUAGUGCUAAAAAGAAAUCCCAAAACCACGUAGGACGAGGUGGAUGGCCGGGUCUUGAAAAAAAAGCACCUAUUAUAUGGCCUCAACUUGUAGCAAAAUAUGAGUUUCUAGAAAGCAUACAAAAUGAAAGGUCUAAGUUGUAUUUAAUGUCUUUCGCAAAAAAAGACAAAGAAACCAAGAUGUAUGAUCUUCCACAAACGGCAAUUGAAAAUUUCAAAUUUUUGGAACGAGAAGAGAAAAAUAUGAUAGCCGAUGGGAGCUAUUAUCAAAAUGAGGAAGACCCGUUAGUUAGGCUUUUGGGGCCCGAGCACGGGGGGCGAUCACGGACAGUAUCCAAUAUCAUUGGGCCUACCAAGGUUUCGGGUGGAUUGUUUAAAAAUGUGAAAAAAAGUCGAAAAUCGAUGCCGCGGGUCGACACGAAUCAAACAUUCCGUGAAUCUAAUGGUGUGUCCGAUGGACGAUUGGUAGAAUAUCCACCUAUUGAGGUUAUGACAGCAUGUGAUUUGCUAUUAAAAGUUGCUGAUACUGAGUUGAAAGUAGCUUCUGAAAUAUAUGAGAACUUGCCUGUGCAUGCCGUAACACAAACGGAUGAAGUUGAAUUUGUUAAACAUCUGCUUCAUAGCAUCGUUCAGUGGCCGAGAUAUGCAUUAAAGCUUGUGAACAAAACACCAAGCAAGUCAAAUAGUGGUACAAGAAUGGGCUCGAAUCACUCCUCUCCACAGAUACACGUUGAUGACACCACAACCUCAUUUUAUCGUCCACAGUUUGAGGAAAACCAAUUUCCUUAUCAUCAUCAAAUGGAUGCUAAUGAACCUUUUCAAGGUGGUUUGGUUGAUAUGAUAUUAUCUAUGAAUCCACAACAAAUUGAUUUAAAUGCACUCGGAUCUGGGCCCGGGCCUAGGCUAGAACGUGAACGCAAUCCCGAUCCUGAACUCGAACCCGAUUCCGAACCCGAACCCGAACCCGAACCCGAACCCGAACCCGAACCAGAACCAGAAUCCGAACCCGAAAUCGAACCAUUUACAUGCGUAGAUGAUGCUCUUUAUAUAUCCUUGAGCAAAGUACAACAAAAAAGUCCUAAAAUUCAAGCUAUUGCUUUUCAAGUAGCAGACUUUUUUAAGAAUGCACAUGGCACUUAUAUUUUUUCACCCAGAGGGAUGUAUCGCAACAAAGUUCGACUUCCCAUCCUAUAUAGCGAGGUGUUACAGUUAUUUCUAAGGGGUUGGCUUGAUUAUAGCAUUAUACAUUGGUUUGCGAUGUGUUUUUCUAGGUCUCCCAAUUCCGAAUGCGCUUUUUUUGAUCCGUUACGCAUUGCAAGAUUAGAUACGCAAAUAAGGUUUACGGCUGUCGCCGAACAUAUCGAAGAAGUAUUUUCGUAUCAUGAAAGCAAAAAAUAUUUUAUUGCUCCAUAUUUACAGGGUGACCAUUGGGUUCUUUUAAUCCUAUGUCCGAAUAGCAAAUCUGCUUAUAUUCUGGAUUCUUCAAAAAAUGAUGAAAAGAAAUCAGACGAAUACAUUUUUACUUCUUUGAUCAAUAGAAUUUUCCCAGGACAAUUUCAUAAGUGGGAAAUGUGCUAUAAACAAAAAGGUAGUUGGGAAUGUGGAUAUAUAGUGAUUAAACACAUGCAAGAGUUUGUUGAGACCAUUCAACAUGAUUUUCAAAAUAAAUUUUGGAAAAAGAAGAUGUUUGCUUCGCCUCAUAAACUUGAAGAUAUGGUCUUAGAAUUGAUACCGCAUUUGAUUGAAAUGGUGAAUGAUAGUCGGAAAAGAACUCAGUAA